UUUUUUCUGUUGGUGCUGUUACAAAAAGCUCCUCGCGUCUCACAGGCUGAAUCAUUUCCUUCACAUUCACAGACGUGACAGUCCUUUCAAUCACGAUGAGGAGCUCUGUGGUGUUUUGCCUAGCUGUCAGCUUUGCCAUGUUUGGAUUUGGCCUCUCGCUGCAGUGUUACUCCUGCCCGGGUGGGUCCUCCCAGAACUGUGCAGCCAAGCAGGAGUGUACCCAGGGGAAGGACGCCUGCCUCAAACUCACCAGUGGUGGCAAGACCUACACUGAAUGUUUGCGGUAUGCAGACUGUGACUUCAUGACUCUGGCUGUCAGAUACUCCCUCCCCGACUUCACCUUCUCCUGUUGUCAGAAAACACUCUGCAAUGGUGAAGAAAAGACUUUCCUUCAGAAAUUGAAAGAUUUCUUUGGUUAAAUGAUUAAAAAAAGAGAAAGAAAUCGGGUAAAAGGUUGAUUCUUAUGUAAAACUUGAUUCUUUUGCUGCUGUUACUAAUUGUUAUAGACUGAACAAUAAAGUCUUAAAUUGUGUGCUGAC
Messenger RNA from Oreochromis niloticus (Nile tilapia), 539 nucleotides. RefSeq names its product CD59 glycoprotein. NCBI's taxonomy places the organism in Eukaryota, Metazoa, Chordata, Actinopteri, Cichliformes, Cichlidae. The transcript has 4 exons. The coding region runs from base 96 to 419 and encodes 107 amino acids. The record is from RefSeq and is a predicted model, not a curated record.